AUGGGAGCCAAGUUUGGCUAUGGCCUGCUGUUGCCACUACUGGCAACAUCCGUGAACCUUCGUGCAUCUCUCGAAGGUACGCAGAACUCUUCCAGCACUGCGCCAAAGUGCAGCGCAUGGCCGUGUUCAAAGGGCUAUGUGCUAAAGCCUGGGCGGGGCGCGAUCCCCGGCGCAUCUGACCAGGUAUGCUGCGAGAAGACCUGCAGUUUGUUCAAUUGCAGCGUUGGCUAUGUGGCCAAUGAAGCCUACAUCCACAACACAGGUUUCACAGACACGCAGUGCUGCGACAAAGCGUGUGGAGCUGCGGAGGCUGAAGGCGCCUUCAAGUGCAACGCGAGUCAAGCAGUCGGCCAUCCCUUGAAAGCAGGCACGUCUCCGGCGGAAUGCUGUGAAGAUAUCUGCGAGCUGCACAAGUGCGGUCCCUUAUGGGUUCCAAAUCCGGAAGCGGCAUCGCUGCCCGGAAACACGGACGAGAAGUGCUGCUUGCCCACCUGCGGACAGGUGAGAUGUGAUCCUGGCUACAUCUAUGACGAGCCCAUGAUUGAAAAGCCUGGCACCACGAAAGAGCAGUGCUGCGUCAAGUCAUGCGAGCUUUUCAAAUGCGAUGCUGCUCAUGGCUUUAGCAUCCCUGAGAAGAAGAAAUCCCAGAAAGCCACUUCGGCAGAUGACUGCUGUGAGCCCCAGUGUCGCCACCACGAAUGUGGACCUGGUUGGCUCAAAGAUGUGAGCAAGGAUGAUCAGUUUGACCCUUCGGAUGAAAAAUGCUGCAUACAGCAGUGCGCGUCUUUCCAAUGUCCGAAAGGAUGGCAGCCUGAUGCGGCAAAAAAGGACAAGAUCAGCAGCUCGAAAGAUGUCUGCUGCGUGCCUCCAUGCUCUCUCCACACCUGUGAUGCGGAUGCUGGCAUGGCAAACGCCGGCGAUGGCGUUUUCGGAAGAACCGACGCUCGCUGCUGCAAGGAGACCUGCGCCAAGCAGACUUGUUCGCCGCCCAAGAUUGCUGCGGCAAUCCGAAUCGCCAGCUUUCCGAAGUCUGAAGACCUCUGCUGCGAGCCUGAAGGCUGUGGAGAAUUCCGAAAGCUCAACAAGCUAGGAGAGGGCGCAAAUUGCAACUCGCUGUCGAAGGACGACUGUGACUCAAGCUAUGGGGCCUAUUUCUCCAAAGAGAAUGGCAAGAACGUAUCCAGAUGGGUCCAAGCCUUUAGAGCGGAUCGUCGUUGCUGCUUUUGGUUGUCGGAGCUCGGAGCUCAGGUGAGAUGUGUUUUCGACAACGACUACGGCGGCCUCUGUCGCCUGGACUCGACAGGCGAGAAGGAGCAGAAAGGCUGCGCCAGCCGCAGAGCCUCGCAGAGCAUCGCUUCAAUGUCCCAGCUGAGGCGCGGGCGUUGCCUUCGAGACGGCCUGAGAAAAUUGGCUGUCUACGAGACGUCCUGGCUGCGGAACAUGCAGUACGACCUCGAAGGGGCUGCAAAGGCUGCCGAAGACUUCGAUGCGGUCAAAGAGCUGCAGGACUUCAUUGAGUCCGCGGUGAAGGAAGUCGGUGCUGGACCGUCCGCAAGCGCUCUUGUGGCCUUGCCUUUUUUCCAGCUCGGCAAAGCCCGCGAACCGCGCAAGGUGACACCUGAACUGCAGCAGCUUGCGCAGGUCCAGCAGCACAUUCGACAGCUGAUGGACGAAAUGAGUCCUGUGAUAUCUUCGAUGCUGGAAGGACCUGAAGGGGAGCAGGCUGAAAGCCUCAGCCGGCGCGUCACUGAGUGGCGGCCGCGGGCCGCCUUUUGCCAGGUCCUCCGCACUGCAGUCAUGCGAGACGACCCGCAGGGCACAGAACUGGACGGCGCAGCCGGGAAGAAUCUCAGCCCUCGAGCGUUCGAGGCGCUUGCAGUGUGCUUCAAAGCUGCGCUGGACUCUUCGGAUGAGCAGAGUGAUGCGUGGUGCGGUCGCGACUUGAUGGUGUUGGCCCAGUUGUAUAGAACUGACGAUGAGGACGGCAAGCAGGUGUCCCUGCUUUCCCGUGUUUACAACCACGCGCUGUGGAACAAGGUGACCUUUUGGGAGGAAGUCUUGCUGCUGUCCUUGUGCGAGGCUUACGCUGCGGAAGCUGUUUGGCGGCGAUCUGUGCCAGCAGGCAGCCAGUUUAGCAAGCCCGCGAUGACGAGCUUCCUGCAGCGCUUCGUGGGAUACAUGAUGGCCUUCGGCAUCAGCUUUGAGCAGGGCAGGAGUUCGGUCACCAGCACCCUCCGCAAGAGCCAUGCCUUCCUCGGCCAGCAGACGGUCCAACUGUACGGCCAGCUGCUCUUGUCGGCUUACGAGGUGGCAACGCCCCAGGGCACGGCGCCGGGCCCGGGCGAACUCAACUUGGCUGUGCUCGAGGCACCCCCCUGCGCAGCUCCUAAGUCGACAGAGGCCUGGUCCUCACCAGAGGACGACUUCGAGGCUGUUGCUCUGGGCGUGCAGGCAGACUUCACGUCGGAAGGCCGCCAGAUGGGAGAGAUGACACCAUCGUCUGCGCCAGAGGACUCUAGACUCUAG
Messenger RNA from Symbiodinium sp. CCMP2592, 2526 nucleotides. Lineage: Eukaryota; Dinophyceae; Suessiales; Symbiodiniaceae. The record is from the annotation of a GenBank genome assembly.